AUGGAGACAUCCUCCGCGGCGCUUUCAAUCUCAACCUCAAACACCCCGACGGUGACAUCCCCCAUGGCACCUUCAAUUUCAAUGUCAAACACCCUGACAGAGACAUCCCCUGCGGCGCCUUCAAUCUCAACCUCAAACAACCCGACGGUGACAUCCUCCACGGCGCUUUCAAUCUCAACCUCAAACACCCCAAUGGUGACAUCCCCCGCAGCACCUUCAAUUUCAAUGUCAAACACCCUGACGGAGACAUCCCCUGCGGCACCUUCAAUUUCAAUGUCAAACACCCCGACGGUGACAUCCCCCACGGCACCUUCAAUCUCAACCUCAAACACCCCGAUGGCGACAUCCUCCGCAGUGCUUUCAAUCUCAACCUCAAACACCCCGACAGUGACAUCCCCUGCGGCACCUUCAAUUUCCAUGUCAAACACCCCGACGGAAACAUCCCCCGUGGCGCCUUCAAUCUCAAUGUCAAACACCCUGACAGAGACAUCCCCAACAGAACCAUCAAUUCCAGUUUGA
Messenger RNA from Laccaria bicolor S238N-H82, 519 nucleotides. RefSeq lists its product as uncharacterized. The transcript has a single exon. The record is from RefSeq and is a predicted model, not a curated record. NCBI's taxonomy places the organism in Eukaryota, Fungi, Basidiomycota, Agaricomycetes, Agaricales, Hydnangiaceae. Bases 1 to 519 code for a protein of 172 amino acids.